Tuber aestivum (summer truffle) is the source of this 1541-nucleotide messenger RNA. The record is from the annotation of a GenBank genome assembly. NCBI's taxonomy places the organism in Eukaryota, Fungi, Ascomycota, Pezizomycetes, Pezizales, Tuberaceae.
AUGGCGGAAAGGCGUCUCGAGCAAGCUGAAGAGCACUACUUCCAGAGGUAAAUCUAUAACCCGCAUUUGACAAUUCCUAUCACGCAAAAUUCUAGCUGUGAAUUAUUUCACUAAUAUCUGGUCUUCUGGAAAGCUACAAUCAUCACGGUUAGUUCACAAUUAUUCACUCGAGGGAGAGGCGGAAACGAUACCAGUUUUAACCCCCGAAACUGACGCGAACUGUUUUCACAACUAGGCAUCCACGAGGAGAUGUUGGUUCGUGAUAACCCCCCGCUUGCCCAGUCUUUUACCUCUGGAAAGAUUAGCUCAUGUCGUACCUUCCGCCAGAAAGACGAGGUGAGAACCAAUGCCUACAAGAACGCCAUUUAUCAGAAUGCGCACCUAUUCAAGGACAAGGUUGUUCUGGAUGUUGGAUGUGGAACAUCCAUUCUUAGCAUGUAAGACCCGAUAUUCUACUCCCUCUCUACUUUGGUAUAGAGGACAAUUUCCCUCUCGCAAGGAUGAGAAACCCUUUUUUUCUACAGUUAUCCCUGUCAUAAAUACACUGUUGAGAAUUAACCUCUGAGCUACGCCUUCGGAUUGUCCUUUGUUUAUUAGUCCUUCUGUUGGGGAAGUGGUGUUAAUAUGGGCUAUUUGGAUGCAGGUUCGCUGUCAAAGCUGGUGCCAAACAUGUCAUCGGCGUUGACAUGUCAACCAUCAUUGAAAAAGCAAGCGAAAUUGUUAAGAUCAACGGAAUGAGCGACCAGAUUACUCUUCUGCAAGGAAAGAUGGAGGAAGUCGUACUUCCCGUUGAAAAAGUCGAUAUCAUCAUAUCUGAGUGGAUGGGUUACUUCCUACUGUACGAAAGCAUGCUAGAUACAGUUCUUCUUGCUCGAGACAAAUAUCUUGCCCCCGGAGGGUUGAUGUUUCCGGACAAGGCUCAUAUCUACAUGGCUGCUAUUGAAGACGGAGACUAUAAAGAAGAGAAGAUUGGCUGUGAGCUUUGCCCAAUCAUUCCACUAUUAUGUGACUAAUUGCCGGUAUUAGAUUGGAGCAACGUCUACGGAUUUGACUUUACACCCCUUCAGAGAACCGCCCUGGCGGAACCUCUAGUCGACACCGUGGAGAUGAAAGCUGUGGUUACAGAUCCCUGCCAAGUCUUCUCUAUCGACUUAUAUACCGUCACGGCGCCCGAGCUCGCAUUUAACACGGCCUUCGAACUCCCUUUCAAUCGGAAUGACUUUGCGCACGCAUUCAUCGCCUGGUUUGAUAUUGAGUUUUCGGCGUGCCACAAGCCGAUUAAAUUUUCCACAGGACCCCAUGCGAAAUACACCCACUGGAAACAGACUGUCUUCUACCUCCACGAAGUCCUGAGAGUCAAUAGGGGUGAAGUCAUCACCGGCAGGAUCAGCUCGAAGCCUACGGAAAAGAAUAGGAGAGAUCUGGACAUCAAAAUUGACUAUCAAUUACAGACUGCAGAUUCUUCUCGCGCAAGUACUGGCAGUUGCAAUUAUAAAAUGUUUCUUCUGAAAUCUUGUCCUCCCAAGAAUUCAGACAGCUAA